AUGACCCAACAGCCGUAUUAUAUCAUCAUAGAUAAUCGGUUACGCAUGAAUAUUUCGCUGUUCCGGAUAUAUUCGAGCUCAUCAGUAGGAUACCCCAAUGUGACAUUUGAAACGAACAAAUGGUUCUUGUCACUAGGCACUGAUUUGGGUGAAGGGCAUGUUCUUGGUGGAGAUUUUAUCAAUGCUCAAAAGCUGGGAGCACACCUCAACCGUCGACAGCUGUUGACUGUCAAUGCCGUUGAAAUUGAAAUCACCAAGAACUUCGGUCUGGUUGAGCUUCCCACAACAGUGCCUUGCAAAUGUCGCCAAGUAACAAUAGCCUCGCUGGCAGUCUGGGGACAAAACGAUGAGCCUGCAUGCGUUUGCAAAGUUUUAAGAAAGUUGAAGUGUAAAGUCAAAGGCGCCUAG
Messenger RNA from Sclerotinia sclerotiorum 1980 UF-70, 408 nucleotides. RefSeq lists its product with no specific name. Bases 1 to 408 code for a protein of 135 amino acids. Lineage: Eukaryota; Fungi; Ascomycota; Leotiomycetes; Helotiales; Sclerotiniaceae. The record is from RefSeq and is a predicted model, not a curated record. The transcript has 5 exons.